AAGAAAAUCUAACAGGUGAAAGAAGCUUUUCUUGGAUCAUUAGAACAAAUUACAGCAAAGAAAUAACAAAUACGUUUGAGGUUUGGGGUUGAGGUUGAGUUUAUUAGCCUAUGUAACAUUUAGCACAUUGUUAGCCAUGUGUUACUGUUACUAUAGUAUAGUAACAUUAAGCUUAUUGGGGACGCCGCUAACAAUUCUUUUUCAUUAAACAUCAGAAGACAGUGAUAAAUACUCGGCACACUAUCGUUCAGCACCAGGUGGUGUCAUAACAUGUUUUGUUUGAAAAACAGUCCUGAAAAUUAUUCAAUUUAUUAUUUCAGACAAAGAAAAACUGCAAAUUUAAAAAGCUAGAGCCAUUAGAUUGUUACUCUUUUCUUCUUAAAAAUGAAACAAUCAUCAAAAUAGUUUUCUGUCAGUUGACUAAUCAUUGCAGCACUGAAGCAUAUUUGCAUGGAAAAACUGCCAUGCUAGCAUGCUAUAUUAGCAUUAAUUUCAAAGUACAGCUAAUGCAGACAAGAACGCUGUCUUUGGUUUUAGAGGUAUGCAGCUAUGAAUUGAAGUUCGGGUACAGAGAUCCAGAACAACCAAACUUUAAAAUCCUCCUAAAUUUAGUGAAAGCACCAUUUUUUUCCUAAUCUUGAAUUACAAGGUUUUCAAAACUGUAUCCCACUCUGCUUCACAGUGAGAACUCUCACUUUUAUUACAUAGGUAAACAUUUGGACUUGUCCACUGUUGUAUUGCAACCUUUUACUAAAGAACAGGGUUUGAUUUCAUCUUCAUCAUGACUAGUUCUUUUCCGAUACGUCAGACUUGAUCAGCGGCUGCGGGCCUCAUGCAGAUGAUGUCAUCGAAAACUGAUCGGGCUUUAGCAGGAUGCUGACCCACCACACCAGCCCUUUAAUGAGCUCAGCUACUCCAUUUGUUUGUGGUCCUCCACUCUAUCUUUGGCAGGCUCUCCACUUCCUUUUUGAAUGCUAGGAGAGUGUUUGCGGCGCGAUGGUUUCAGAGGUUUAGGGCGCUCUGCCCGUCCAGUACGCCACUGUUUGACAGAGUCGACAGGAAAAACGGAGAGGGGGAGGGGCUCUGCAGACAGGCCGACGGCGAGAAAGAGACUAAUUGAUCAGGACGACUGGGGGAGAGAACCAGGGCAAGUGGCGUAGAGGCAUUAGCACUGUGGAAGUCAUGGGAGGAGGUGAUUCUUUUAAAUAGCUCGACAAUUCGACCGAUACGAGUUUCAGAAGGCUGAUACUGAGCAUGCUGGACACAAGAUGUUCAUUUAUUUCAUUUGCUCACCCUCCAUAUUUAUAUUUUUGCCUUCAAAUCUACUACAGCUUCAAGAUAUUUUUCAAAUAAAUUCAGUUAAUGUUCAGUUAAAGACUAAAUCUUCACAUGGCUUAAGUGGUGGAAAGCAGCAGCUCCCUUAAAGCUCCUGUGAAGUUGCAGAAGGGAGGUUUUUAGCUUCAGCUGCUGGAAACUGGUUGGAGUGGAGCCAUUUGAGUCAUUAGAAGGGGGAGUCAAUCAGGACGUGGUCAAUGCUUAAUUAAUGCUUAAGUAAUUUACUAAAGCUGUACACAUCAGUUAUAAGACAAACUGUUGGGUUGCCAGGUUGUGAAAUAUCUCUCCGGCUGGUGUCAAUCCACACCAAACGACUGUUUGACCCCUGUGUUGAUCUCCAGUUUUGGUGAUGUAAGAAAAUAGUGAAAAAUACCUGUAAUAAUUUCCUGCUUCCCAGGGAAGUGUAUUCAUUUUGCUUUUGCUUUUAUUGGACCAACAGUCCAAACUGUCAAUUUACUAUCAUAAAUGACAACACAUCAAAUACUCACAUUUUGGAAGCUGGAAUGAAGUUUGUCAGAAAAAUGGAUGGAUUUAUUGCCUGAUUGUUGCAGCUAUUUUUUGACGUACUCACAUUUAUAAGUAGGGACUUGUGAUCUUAUUAAAAAGUGAAAAACACAACUCAUUUUUAUCAAUGACUUUAGAAACAUUGCUUACAGAAGUCAGCAAAGGGAUUUUUCACAACCCAAAGGUUCUUGUUAAUGACACAUAACCGAUGUACUGUAGAGCAUAAGUUCAUUUUGUAUGUUGUAUAUAAGAAGAGUAAAACUGAAUUCCUGUAAUAGAGGUUUUUUAAAUAUGUAUUACGUGAAUGGGUGCCAUACUAUCAGACAGCAGGUAAAAUCCACAAGUAAAUUCAGAGACAGUCCCAGCUCAGUCCCGCACCCCUCCUAAACAAAACCAUGUUUUAGAAGCAGUUCACCCAGCCCUCCCUGCUCUCAGCACGAUCCCAUUCUCCUUCCGAGCCCUGGGGACCUGGUAUUGAUCGGUGCCUCGUAGGUAGUGAUUGGACAUGAGUGGAUAAUUUCCUUUGCUGCAUUAGAGUCCAUUACUGGCCCACUCCCCGGAAAGCGAUAGACAUCGCCCAAAAAAAAAAAAAAAAAAAAAACCAGAAGAUUCUUCUUGGAAAAGCAGUCUCCUCCAACAAAUGAUUCACCAGCUCCUUGAACUUUAUUAUCAGGUCCAUUUGGAGGUUGAUAAUGAAAUAUGGGGAAACAACAAAGCAGGUCAUGGCAAUAUUUUUGACAAUUUGAGUCCUUUUCAAAAGCCCAGAGCAGUGGACAGUUCUGAGGGUGUCACAUUUGUUCAAGAGACUGAGAAAAACAUUAGUCCAGUUGGAAUUAAAAUCUUUUUAAUCAGUUGUUUUCAUGUUUUAAUCAGAGCACAACUAAUUGAGUCUUGAAUGUCUUUCUCAGUUCACCUCAGGAAGGUUCGGUAUACUCUGCAAAUCAUUACUCAUUCAUGCAGUCUAGGGAUUUUGACUGGCAACUUUCCUAUCAUAAGAUACAUGAAUAGUAUACUUCAUGAAUAUUAAGUGGCAAUGCUUUUGGAUAUUUGGUCUCUACAAAUGAAGUGGGACAGGAGCUGUCGAUUGCAGAAAAGUGGGGGAAUUGUAUAUGUGAAAUAUGGCAAAUACAGGAACCCAGGGGUACAAAGAACACAAAAAAAAAUGCUUGGAUUGGCAACUAAUUAAAUAAUAAUUAGCGUGGAUGAUUAUUUGUGUUAUCACUGACCCAUUUAGGACCCCCCCCCCCUUUCUACUGUCAUUUCAUGCGUUAUUGUAGAUUUGGUUGUACCACCAGAAGUGGUUUUUCGAAGGGCUACGGAUAUUUGAAAGGUUUAUUUUCUUCAUGUGAAACAUUUAAAAUCACAGCACAGAUGGAAGUGAUGUCCCAGAUUGUAACAUGGUCUGCAGACUCAAGCUCAAAUUAUUUCUCUGUCUCUCCUUACCUAUAAUGAAAAGUUAAUACAACAGCCCUGUUUCCUUUUAAAAACUCUACAGAGGUGGACGCUGCUCCAGUAAAGCUCAUUAGACUAAUAUGUUGCAACUGCAACUUGAAGAAUGUCUUACCUGAUUGGGCUCUAGGAAUAGCAGAAUAUUCAGCUAUUGCUUUCCCUUCUACAGAAUCUGUUAUUUAGAAAGAGGAAGAAAAAGGUCUUUGAACCCUUUGGAAUUACCUGGUUUUCUGGUCAUGUGAUGUAAUCUUCAUCCAAGUCACAAGUGUGGACAAACUUAAGCUAAUAUCACACAAACAAUUCUAAUUGUGUGUGUCUUUAUUGAGCACAGCCACAGUGCUGGUGGAAAAAGUAAAUGAACGCUUGGAUUUAAUAACUGGUUAAUAACUUUGGCAGCAAUAACCUCGACCCAGCUCUUCCAGUAGCUGCAGAUCAGACCUGCUCAAUGUUCAGGAGGAGUUUUGGACAUUCAUCCUCAUAGAACUGCUCCAGCUCAGACAUAUGUCUGGUGUGAGCAGCUCUCUUUCACUCGUUCCAUAUCAUUUCUACUUGAUCAAGGUCUGGGCUCUGAAGGGCCAUUACUUCAAUGUUUUGGGUAAUUUUCCGGCUGCAUCACCCAGCUUCUUCUCAGCCUCAGCAGGUGGACAGCCACCCUGACAUUAUCCUGGAAGAAACCUUGAUAAACUUGAUGUCGAGCUGUCCAGACCCAGAGGCAGCAAAGCCUCAAAUCAUGAUUCUUCCUCCGCCCUGCUUCACCUCUGGGAUGAUAUUUUCAUGUUGGUAUGUAGUGCCCUCUAACUGUAUGUUCUUCCCAAACAAUUCAACCUUAGUCACAUCAGUCCAUCAAACAUUUACCCACUGGUAUUGUCAAUAUUCAAGCUGUUCUCUGACAAACUUGAGGUACAGUGGUGAUUAUUAUUUUUAUUUUUAUUUUGUAGGGGCUUCCUCUGUAAUAGCCUGCCAUGGGCUCCAUGCUCGAUGAUUUUGCAGAAUGUCAUUACGCAGGCAGGUUGAAGUAUGGAGGAACCAGGAGGGAAAAGGAGGAGGUACGAUAUUAGGAUUUUUUUAUUUUUUUAUUUUUUUAAAUCUCAAAACCAAGUAAAUUGUGAACCACUAGAAAAUGCUUUUGAGUUUACUUUUCAAUGUGUUGUUUGCUAAUGAGUCUUGAGGUAAUUUUGUCUUACUAUUAAAGCUUGCUAGCUCGUUAAGACAGCAGAUAACAGCAGUGCGGGACAUUUAAAUUUGAGAGCCUUAAUGUAUUAUAGUUCGAACUGGCACCAGGUGCCUGAAUUGAGUGUUUCUCUUUACAAAAAAAAGAAGAUAUUUCCAGCAUAAAUUGGUGCAUAAAAGUUAACCAGAAUGCAUGAAAUGAAGUGUUUGAUGCUCAAAAUUAGUAAGACUGGGCCAUAGUGGAAAAUGUUUAUUGGUUGUGUUGAUUUGCAUUGGUUGUAACCAGUGUUUAUCUCACUGGCUGAAAUGAUGAAUUAAAUAAUAUGUAAAAAAUAACACAUUUGAUUGCAGCUUCUCAAAUUUGAAGAUUUGCUGUGUCACAUAGUAUCUAUUUGUAUCACUGUAUAUAGGGUAAUUUGGGUGUUUGACCUUUCAUUUGACAAAAUAAGCCGAUUUGUCAUUUUGACUAAAAAGUAAUUGGUCGUAAAUUUAUUGUGGAACCCCCUAAAGGACAGCUGUGAAACCCCACUUAGAAAACUACUGAUUUAAGCCAUCAGUGACAGGUAGACUUCAUUGAGCUCAAUAUAGUACAGUUAUUUAAUUAAUCCUCAUUUUGUUGUGAAUCUGUUUCAGAGACAUUCUUUCUGUCUUGUUUUGCUCAAAAGCACUUCAGAAAGGCAAAUGUUUAGUGGCUGUUUUGGCUUUUAAAAGAUGGUCUUUGACCAGGGACCAUACUGCUGUUAUAUAAUUGCAAACCUCCAUUAUUAGUAGGUAGUAGGAGGAGAUGGAGAAAAAUCUAGCUUCUGCGAAUGGCACUAAAUGCUGUUAUAGACAUUUAAAAACCGUCUCAGAGAUCCAUGUGACCACUUCAGGGACACUUAAAACCCCUUGAAAGAAACUUUCCAGUAACGUCAGGCACCCCUGGGACCCCCUUUUUUACCCAUAUAACCUCUGAAGAAACUGUCUUACUCCACCAAAGACCCCAUAAGUGGCAAGAAAACUUUAAAUGAAACACUGUGACCCCUCCCAGGACCGCUGUGAUCCCUCAACAAGACCAAGAACUCCCUAAAGAAACCCCGUGACCUAAACCAGGCGGGUUGACCGGACUGCACUGCUGCUGCUGCUGUGAAUGUGAUGCAGCUCAUGUCUUUCGUCCAGGCGGCUGUGCAGAAGUAGUGCGUGCAUGGGUCUGGAAAGUUAUCUCCUUCAUCAUAUUAAUGGGGUAAUAAUGUGAUUGAUUGGUCAUCUCCCUGGGGAAAUUGUCUUUUGUGCUUCCUGAGAGGGCAAGACUCAUCAGAGAACUUGCUGCUGACUUGAAGGAUUCUUGCUCAAGAGCCCUUCAGCAGGGCGAAUACUCGGCCACAUCUGAGGGAGGGGGUUCACCCCGGCUCGUCCCGUUCAGAAGGUUCUUACCCUACCGCUGCUGUGUAGCCGACGGCUUCCUCGGUGGGGACUAAAGAGGCGGAGGCGGAGGGGGAGGAAGGGAAGAGGAAGAGGGAAAAUCCGGCGCUUCAGGACGGUUGAGUCCCGUUGCGAUGCAUGGAGGCUGCUUGGAAAUGCUCCCCGGGUCUCCGGAGCGCAUGAGGCGGUUUCAGCCGACCGACGGGCCGCAGCACCGGGGGGAUUCGGCUGCUGAUCCGCAGCUCUGCCGAGCUGCCUCACUCUAGGUUCGGCUACAGGAGCACGGCUCGGUUCCGUAUCCACGGAACGGAGGCAUAUUCUCCGAUAGCACCGUGAUCUGGGAGGCUAAAGGCUGCAUCACAUCCCUGCGUUGCAGUGGUGGUGGAUACUCUGAAAGCUUGUCGGUGGCAUCUAUGCAAUUUUAUUUCGACUUUUCAUUUUAUUAUGAGCACAGAGGAGGGAGAGGCGGGUCCAGCUUGUGCAGAGGCGAGGGGAGGCACUGCCAUCACCCACCGCCACACCUGGGAGGAAGGCGAACCGCACGGCUCCCAAGGACGUCCGCAUCCCGACGAUGAGGACGAGACGGAGCAGGGAGAGGAGCAAGGAGAAGGAGAGGGCCGAAGCUGUAGGGAUACAUGUGGGGGAACCGCAGAGAAAUUCAAUGGAGAGAACAACGGGGGGAAUUUUUCCAGUGAGGAUGGGGCGGUCGGGGGCACAUCGUGCAAGACGCAGGCGAUGCAUUCAAACUGCAGCAGCGAAACCUGCAUCCCCACUCCCAGCUGCCGGAUCUGCUUCCAAGGCGCAGAGCAGGGUGACUUGUUGAACCCAUGUCGGUGUGACGGCUCAGUGCGUUACACCCACCAGCACUGCCUGCUGAAGUGGAUCAGUGAGAGGGGCUGCUGGACCUGUGAGCUCUGCUGCUAUCGCUUCCACGUCAUCGCCAUCAACAUGAAGAGACCGUGGCAGUGGCAGUCCAUCACCAUCACCCUGGUGGAGAAGGUGCAGAUCAUUGCUGUGUUCCUGGGCUCAUUGUUUUUGGUGGCCAGCAUCUCCUGGCUGCUGUGGUCGGCUCUCAGCCCGCAGGCCGUCUGGCAGCGCCGCGACAUCCUCUUUCAGAUCUGCUACGGCAUGUAUGGCUUCAUGGACCUGGUCUGCGUAGGCUUGAUUGUCCAUGAGGGGGCAGCAGUGUACAAUGUCUUCAUGCGGUGGCGGGCCGUAAACCUCCACUGGGACGUUCAGAGCUAUGACAAGGCCAAGGACAUGGAGGAGACGAGCACCGGUCACUCCUCGUUGGCCCCCAGGACGCUUUGGUUGCCCCUGGUCACCUUUGGGCCCAGUGGCCCCUUACAGUCCACCCACCUGGGACCGCAGCCAUGGACUUGCCUCUGUUUGGCCCCCUUCUGUCCCAGGCUAGUGGCCCGAAACAACCUCAGUCAGGACAGUGAGUCAGGAGAGGUUGUUAUUCGUGUAACAUCGGUCUAACACCAGGCGGUAUUUAUGCAGGAAUAAGACAUCUGAUGGUUUGUGCUUGGUGGUAACAACCUGAGUUUUGCUGGGAUUACACACAAUCUGUUGUUUCUUUUCUUUUUCUUUUUUUUUUUUUGCAGAUUUUCCUUUUUCUACAUGAUUUCUGCUCUGAGGCAGGUCCUCAAAACAUUCUCAACAGUUUAAUUAACUCACAUGUGGUGUUGUUGCCCUUAUGUUUGAUUGCUGAACAGACAGACAUCAACCACACUCCUUCUUUUUCCAGAAUAUUGUGCAGCAUUCAUGUCAUGUGGGAUGGAAGGUAGUGAUGGGAAACAUGGUCAGAUUUACAAGAAUUGUAAAUUCUGGUAACACUUUGCCACAGUGCCAUAAUUUCCUGCAGUUUCAUUGAAAGUAACUGAUAUGUCAGAUUUACAAGAAUUGUAAAUCUGAUAAUCACAUUUCAUGACGGUUUGGGAUCGCAGAGUUGGCUGUGUGAUAGUUAAUAAAUACUGUGCAUGGCCAAUAUAGCACUACAUCCCUUAAAUUUGAUUUUAACAACCUUGAAAAAUGAACUUUCGGCAUCUGCGCUUGUUUGCUUUUUUAGGCACUUCUGCAUUAUUUUGCGACAGGUAGAAUUUGUGGGAAAUCAUGACUGGAAUGUCGACAUGAACGAGCCGGCGGUUACAGAAGUUACCACAUGACAUGAAUGCAGCAUUAAGGCUGAUGUGUACUGAGACAAAAUAUCUUUAAAAUAUCUUUGGAUAUAACACUUUGCCACAGUGCCACAAUUUCCUGCAGUUUCAUUGAAAGGAACUGAUAUGUAACUGCACACUUCAAAUCUCCAAUAAUUCAUUAAUAAUGAAUGAAACUUUACCUAGGUUUCCUUCCUUGAAAUGGAUCAGUUACGAAGAGAUUUUUCUUGAAAUGAACAGCCUAUGCAUAAAUUCAACACUAUCAGAUACCUGCCUCAGAACUUAGUUUCUAUUUUCCUUGUAUUUGUUACCAAAUAAUUAGAAGCACUGAAGCAGCAAGACUAAAUGUCGCAUCCAAAUGAAGAUGUAAUGCUCAUCACACAUCAGCACACACUUCCUGGGUAACUGUAAAAGGGAGAAAACUUCUAUUCUUGGACACUUGCCACCAGUGGUGCAAAAAACUUUUAUCUGUCUAACCAAGACUUUAGAGGUGUGUUGAGACAGCAUAAAGAUAAGCUCCAAGCAUUGUAAAUUCAAUUGAAAACUUUUCCAUGUUAGUUUAAAGCUCGAUAUUUUCCUCUUCUCCUGUGUUUUUCUUGAAGUGUUGAUCCAUAAGAUAUAUUUUGGUUUUAAGAACCAAAAACCAUCUCAAUGUAGUUUUACAUCUCCUCUCUCAGGCUUCUCUCUGAAGCUCUGAGCCUCUUUUCUGAUUGGCUGACUGUUUUCUGAGUGAUAUAAUAAAAAUAUAGCAGAUUUCAGGUAAACACUCAGAGAAACUAAAUACUGCAAGUUUGGAUGGUGGGCCCAGGGGGGUAGGACUUGGGGCUUGGCUGAGAGUGGUGACUGCUUUGUUGUGACAUCACAAAGUUCCAGAAGUCCUGACGGCUGGUUUUAAGGCUCAGUUUCUGAAUACAGGCUGUGUGCAUUUCUCUGUGGACUGAGCGCUUUGAUACUUUCACAGUAUUAAUAUAGAACCUAGACCUGCUUUAUGAUCAAACAACACAUGGACAUCUACCUUUAUAAUAUAUGGACCUUUAAAAAAUUUCUACUUAGAGUGACAAUCUGAGCUUGUCCCAAAGCUGCAGGAGUCUGCCCUGAGUGAAAUGGAGGGAAAAUAAGUGAAACAAUUGGAGCUUCUGCUAAUUUCUGAAAUGUCACACAUAGACACUCAGUCAUUUGGAAAAACAAUCGACCAAUCAGAGCUUUGUAGGCAGGAUACAAGAUUAUAAAAUAAUACAACAAAAAUAUUACAAGUUACAUUCAGCAGGUUAUCGUCAGUAGACUUAUAGAGAUAACUCUUAAAUUUCUUUGGUUUAUACAAACAAGUUACUGUAAACUGUUCCUAGCAGCUGCUACCACAGUUUUUGUGCACAGGGAAAAUGACAUGGGUGUAUGCUGAUUGGUUACAGUAAACCACAACAAAGAGACCCAGCAUACUGUCUCUGUCCCAAGGCUGGAUUUAGUUAUUAGUGUAGCUACGAAUGAGAUUCUGAAUGAUGGUUUCCUUGCUUGAACAGAACCAGGAAGGUGCUGUUUCAUUUAUGCUCCCUAUAUCUUGGAGUUUCAAACUGGAUAUUUUUCAAAACUGCUGAACCACAUAUAGAGAGAGAGAGAGUGUUAUGCCUUUAUCGCUGUGUUUCUGUUGGGUCAAUUCUGCUUUGUUUUGUACAAAGGAUUCUUAGCGUUUAAAGGAACUGUGGCACAAAACACAUAAAAUGAAUAAAUGAUAAACCUUCAUACUUCAUGCUAUUUUACUUUCACAGAACACGUAUCUCCCAGGAAGCAACUGAGGAAUGAGGAUACAUGAUUCAGCAGUUUAGACUGAUUGCAAAUGAGCACAAAAAAAAAUGAUGUCAGAAAGCUUUAGAGAUUUUCCACACAAAGAUGCAGGCAGCAAGUAUAGGACAUUUUUGAAUGUCAGUUAAACUUUGUAUCUUAGUGGCUGUAUAUGCUGUCAUAUCAACAUCUGUUCAAAGGGUUUGCUGGCUGCCAAGAAGGAAUGAUCCUCAGAUGAUUUGUGCCGGUAUGAAUACAACUGUUGAAAAUAGUGUUUUUGAUCUGUCUGUAUGCCGUUCUGUUGAGCUUCCAGGAGCCCUGUGGUGUUUGGGUUGUGGACGGGCUUCGGGGUGGUGGUUGGGUUUCGGGCUCUGUUCUCAACUUAGGUCAUUUGGGGUCGUUUGAUUUUUUUGGUGCCUUAGGAGGCUGGUGACGACGUUGCAAUGUGCAGCACAAAAAUAACUUGAAUGUGACUUUUGCUGUUGGCUGUAUUUCUAUUUCUUUUGAAUGUAACAUGGAUGUAAUGUAUAAAGAAUAUUUAUAUAUGCAGA
Messenger RNA from Seriola aureovittata, 10345 nucleotides. It is a transcript of the gene marchf11, whose product is annotated as membrane-associated ring finger (C3HC4) 11. Gene Ontology annotation, biological process: protein ubiquitination. Lineage: Eukaryota; Metazoa; Chordata; Actinopteri; Carangiformes; Carangidae. The coding region runs from base 6304 to 7341 and encodes 345 amino acids. The transcript is spliced from 4 exons. The record is from RefSeq and is a predicted model, not a curated record. Gene Ontology annotation, molecular function: ubiquitin-protein transferase activity; zinc ion binding.